AUGUCGGAAUCAGGCAGUGAAGCAAGCAAGGCAGCGAAGAAGAGGGAAUAUAACCGCAAUGCGCAGCGCGUGUUUCGUCAAAGGCGCAAAGAACACUUGAGCAAGCUUGAGGCCGCCCAGCGUGAACUCAACAGCAUCCAGGUGGAAGAAGUCGAACGACUGCGUCGCGAGAACCAGUUGCUCGCCCAAGAAAACGAGACUCUUAAGGCGGCGUACGGGUCUCAAGCCAGUUCACCAGGACUGAAUGAAGGUCCUAGUGAAUUGAGGGGCUCGCCUUCUGGCUACAUACACUACGGAGCAGGAGCAGCAGUAACAGGCGGCUAUGUAGGUCCAGCCGGACCGUCUACAGCUUACGUGCCUGCGCCUAUGCCAGCUGCUCUUCCCCCUCCAGCAACCUCUCCUCUAUCUAGUACCAGCCACGACCCCGCAAACCUAGUGGUCGUGGUGCCGAACAACAUCCGCGAGAUUCGACGAUCACUGCAUCAACUGUUCGCACCUUUACUCGAAAUACCAGUCAUUUCGAAUCCACAAAGACAUCUUGCUACUCUCGCCGCAUUAGAGCCAUCAUUACCAGCCUCAUUAAGACCCAGCCAAUUACAACUGUCUACUCCUCAUCACGCCUACAUUGAUAUGAUACCUUCGCCCAGCCUUAGGGCUCGACUGAUUGCGAUCGGACCGGCAAACGCCAACACUUUUCUCACGGAAGCUUGCACGAUUGCCUGUGACAUUGAAGAUACAGGACAAAUGACUAUAUGGGGUGAGGACUGGCUGAAUGAUUUUUCGUGGGAGUUUUCUGCCAGCGUGUUAGAGAGAUGGGGAGGCUGGCUCCUGACCGCCGAAUGGGGUCAGAGAGCCAACUUCUGGCGACGCCAGAGAGGCGCGCCGAUACUCCCAGGGUAUGAGUGA
Messenger RNA from Capronia epimyces CBS 606.96, 906 nucleotides. RefSeq lists its product as uncharacterized. NCBI's taxonomy places the organism in Eukaryota, Fungi, Ascomycota, Eurotiomycetes, Chaetothyriales, Herpotrichiellaceae. The record is from RefSeq and is a predicted model, not a curated record. Bases 1 to 906 code for a protein of 301 amino acids. Gene Ontology annotation, biological process: regulation of DNA-templated transcription. The transcript has 3 exons. Gene Ontology annotation, molecular function: DNA-binding transcription factor activity.